Messenger RNA from Dendrobium catenatum, 1147 nucleotides. Its product is annotated as transcription termination factor MTEF1, chloroplastic. The transcript has a single exon. Gene Ontology annotation, molecular function: double-stranded DNA binding. Bases 74 to 997 code for a protein of 307 amino acids. The record is from RefSeq and is a predicted model, not a curated record. Gene Ontology annotation, biological process: regulation of DNA-templated transcription. Lineage: Eukaryota; Viridiplantae; Streptophyta; Magnoliopsida; Asparagales; Orchidaceae.
CAUCAACCAGAGCAAAUUAAGAAAAUGGGCUCAUAAUCUAUUAAUAUUCCCAAACUUCCUCAUAAUCCGCACCAUGCCCUCUCUACACUGUCUCUGCUUCGCCACUCCCACCUCUCCAGCCCCCAAAAAUGGCGGCAUCAACCUCAAUACCCAAUCCCCACCCAAUAUUGCCAUCAAACCCUCAUCUCUCAACCCCUCCAAAACUCUCCCUCAACACUCCCCUGAUCUCCUCCUUCAUCUUCCCAACCUCUCAUCGGAUGCGAGGGAGAAGAUCCUUAGCCUGGAAAUCAUGGGCAUCGAUUCAAGCCGCGCUCUGGCCCUACAUCCUAAUCUCCGCGCCGCCUCCCCUGAUUCCAUCCACUCCGUUAUCUCUUUCCUCCUCUCCAAAGGCAUUCACCACAAGGACCUCGGCCGGAUUAUUGGCAUGUGCCCUAGAGUUCUUACAUCAAGCAUCGGCAAAGAUCUAGUCCCAGUCUUCAAAUUUCUUUCCCGAGACCUUAAGGUCCCUGAUCCCGAUCUUCGCCGUGUCAUAAAAAAAUGCCCCAGGUUUCUGAUCUCCGAUGUCCGAGACCAGCUCCGGCCGGCGCUUAUUUAUCUGCAGAGGCUAGGGUUUAAGGAUGUCACUGCGCUUGCUUUCCAUGACCCGGUGCUGCUUGUUUCCAGCGUGGAGAAUACUCUUAUGCCCAAAUUGCAGCAUCUAAUGGGGCUUGGUCUUUCGAGGGAGGAGGCUGUAGGGAUGGUACUGAGGUGCCCUAGUUUGUUUACUUUUAGUAUUGAGAAUAAUUUUAAGCCAAAGUAUGACUAUUUUGUAAAUGAGAUGGGGGGAGGGUUGGAGGAGCUCAAGGAGUUUCCUCAGUACUUUGCUUUUAGUUUGGAGAAGAGGAUAAAGCUGAGGCAUCGGGAGAUGGUAGAGUUGGGGCUGAGGCUGCCAUUGUCUUCAAUGUUGAAGAGUACUGAUAAUGAGUUCAAGGAGUUGCUGGUGCAGAGAGGUAGGUAGGAAUGUUUGUUGCUCCCUUUUACUUCCCGUGUUGAUUGAAUAAGAUAUUAUUUUUAAGGCCUUCAGAAGAUGUCCUAGUUUAUUAGUAGGUUUACUUAUUGAUUGUUAAUGAUGGAAAUUUUGAAUAAUGGCUUAAUUAUUUUAUUAGUA